CUCACUUCCCUGCGAUGUUUUGAUCUGCCUUCCUACAGACGUCAUACAGCCCUUGAGGAAUAGUUUCUGCCUCAUGAGAUUGAGUGAUAGUUCUCAUUCACAAAGGCAUACAGUCACAUUUUAAGCAGGGGACAAAAACGGAAACAGCAGUCUCAGGUAAAAAGCAGACGGCCCAAGCGAAGUGUGGAAGGAAAGCUUUUGUUCCCUCUCUGCUCUCUUGGCGCCACCGACAAGCGUGUUUUCCUCUGGUCGCCCUGAAAUGGAACUUCCCUGACAGCUCUGCGCUGGUUCACCGUAGCUCUGGGUCAUUUUCUUUUCUCUCUGCCCAAGUACUUUUCAGAGUGUUGGAAACCUUUAAACCUGUUAUUACUGAAUUGCCAAAAGGAGAUCAAGUGGCUCUUUCACGGAGCUGUUUUCCCUGGUGACCUAGAUGAAGAAUAGAUUGAAAAUUCAGUUCCUCCCUUGGCAAUACCAGAGAAAAAAGAAGCUGUCACUUCAGAACAGCCUAGUGCUGGAGUAAAUUCGGUCUGAGGGAGGAAAGCGCUCCAGCGUCUCACCGCCUUCCCUAUGAGCCACCUUUGGAGCAGGAGGGGGACUGUUGGAAAUUUGGAUUUCUUUAAGCAGUCUGUCUUGGAAAUGGAAUAUAUAUAAAGCCUUCUUUGCAGAAAGUCACCUCUAAAGUGUUAAUCAGGAUACUUGGAGACUUGUUUUUUCCCCUUCCAAAAUGAGCAUUAUUAUGAAGCCGAGAUCCAGGUCUACAAGUUCCCUGAAGACUACAGACACAGUCUGUUUCGAUGUGGACAAUGGCACAUCUUCGGGACGGAGUCCCUUGGAUCCCAUGACCAGUCCAGGAUCUGGGCUAAUUCUCCAAGCAAAUUUUGUCCACAGUCAACGUCGGGAGUCAUUCCUGUAUCGAUCUGACAGCGACUAUGACCUCUCUCCAAAGUCUAUGUCCCGGAACUCCUCCAUUGCCAGUGAUAUACACGGAGAUGACUUGAUCGUGACUCCAUUUGCUCAGGUCUUGGCCAGCCUGCGAACUGUACGAAACAACUUUGCUGCAUUAACUAAUUUGCAAGACCGAGCACCAAGCAAAAGAUCACCCAUGUGCAACCAACCAUCCAUCAACAAGGCCACCAUAACAGAGGAGGCCUACCAAAAACUGGCCAGCGAGACCCUGGAGGAGCUGGACUGGUGUCUGGACCAGUUAGAGACCCUGCAGACCAGGCACUCUGUCAGUGAAAUGGCCUCCAACAAGUUUAAAAGGAUGCUUAAUAGGGAGCUCACCCAUCUCUCUGAAAUGAGUCGAUCUGGAAAUCAAGUGUCGGAGUAUAUAUCAAACACAUUCUUAGAUAAGCAACAUGAAGUGGAAAUUCCUUCUCCGACUCAGAAAGAAAAGGAGAAAAAGAAAAGGCCAAUGUCCCAGAUCAGUGGUGUCAAGAAGCUGAUGCACAGCUCAAGUUUGACUAAUUCAAGCAUCCCGAGGUUUGGAGUUAAAACUGAACAAGAAGAUGUGCUUGCCAAGGAACUGGAAGAUGUAAACAAAUGGGGUCUCCAUGUUUUCAGAAUAGCAGAGUUGUCUGGUAACCGGCCUUUGACUGUUAUCAUGCACACCAUUUUUCAGGAACGAGAUUUGUUAAAAACAUUUAAAAUUCCAGUGGACACUUUAAUUACAUACCUAAUGACUCUGGAAGACCAUUACCAUGCUGAUGUGGCCUAUCACAACAACAUCCAUGCAGCGGACGUUGUCCAGUCGACUCAUGUGCUAUUAUCCACACCUGCUUUGGAGGCUGUGUUUACAGAUUUGGAGAUUCUUGCAGCAAUUUUUGCCAGUGCAAUACAUGACGUAGACCAUCCUGGGGUCUCGAAUCAAUUUCUGAUCAAUACAAACUCUGAACUUGCCUUGAUGUACAACGACUCCUCUGUCUUGGAGAACCACCAUUUGGCUGUGGGCUUUAAGUUGCUUCAGGAAGAAAACUGUGACAUUUUCCAGAAUUUGACCAAAAAGCAAAGACAAUCAUUAAGGAAAAUGGUCAUUGACAUUGUACUUGCUACAGACAUGUCAAAACAUAUGAAUCUACUGGCUGACUUGAAAACAAUGGUUGAAACUAAGAAAGUUACAAGCUCUGGGGUUCUUCUUCUUGAUAAUUACUCUGAUAGGAUUCAGGUCCUUCAGAAUAUGGUGCAUUGUGCGGACCUGAGCAACCCGACCAAGCCGCUGCAGCUGUACCGCCAGUGGACGGACAGGAUCAUGGAGGAGUUCUUCCGCCAGGGAGACCGUGAGCGGGAGCGCGGCAUGGAGAUCAGCCCCAUGUGUGACAAGCACAACGCCUCUGUGGAAAAAUCACAGGUGGGCUUCAUCGACUACAUCGUUCAUCCUCUCUGGGAGACGUGGGCCGACCUUGUCCAUCCCGACGCCCAGGACAUUUUGGACACUUUGGAGGACAAUCGUGAGUGGUACCAGAGCACAAUCCCUCAGAGCCCCUCUCCCGCACCUGACGACCAAGAGGAGGGCCGGCAGGGCCAGACGGAGAAAUUCCAGUUCGAACUGACCCUCGAGGAGGAUGGUGAGUCGGACACAGAAAAGGACAGUGGGAGCCAAGUGGAAGAAGACACGAGCUGCAGCGACUCCAAGACUCUUUGUACCCAAGACUCAGAGUCCACGGAGAUUCCCCUCGAUGAGCAGGUGGAAGAGGACGCUGUGGGGGAGGCCGAGGAGAGCCAGCCGGAAGUCUGUAUAAUAGAAGAUCAUUCUCCCGACACGUAAC
Messenger RNA from Elephantulus edwardii (Cape elephant shrew), 2765 nucleotides. RefSeq names its product phosphodiesterase 4D, cAMP-specific (gene PDE4D). Gene Ontology annotation, biological process: regulation of cardiac muscle cell contraction; signal transduction; cAMP catabolic process. The record is from RefSeq and is a predicted model, not a curated record. Gene Ontology annotation, cellular component: nucleus; perinuclear region of cytoplasm; cytosol. NCBI's taxonomy places the organism in Eukaryota, Metazoa, Chordata, Mammalia, Macroscelidea, Macroscelididae. Bases 725 to 2764 code for a protein of 679 amino acids. The transcript has 15 exons. Gene Ontology annotation, molecular function: 3',5'-cyclic-AMP phosphodiesterase activity; ATPase binding; transmembrane transporter binding.